Messenger RNA from Scleropages formosus (Asian bonytongue), 4561 nucleotides. RefSeq names its product SCY1 like pseudokinase 2 (gene scyl2). The transcript is spliced from 20 exons. The record is from RefSeq and is a predicted model, not a curated record. Lineage: Eukaryota; Metazoa; Chordata; Actinopteri; Osteoglossiformes; Osteoglossidae. Gene Ontology annotation, biological process: protein phosphorylation. Bases 198 to 3008 code for a protein of 936 amino acids. Gene Ontology annotation, molecular function: protein kinase activity; ATP binding.
CAGGUAGGGCUCUGUACCCUGGAAGACAUGGAGGUUCGAAGAUAUUGUCGCCACUGACACGUUUAUUUCACACAGACCCGAAUCGCGAUCUUUAGCCAGGACACCGACACCACACUGAGGAGAGAGAGCUAAAAACCCGAAAAUCCCAAGGCAGGAGAAGAUGAGAUAAGUGACCCCAUCGGACUGUCGGCUGAACCAUGGAGUCCAUGCUCAACAAGCUGAAGAGCACUGUCACCAAGGUGACCGCAGAUGUCACCAGUGCUGUCAUGGGCAACCCGGUGACCAGAGAGUUUGAAGUAGGACGGCACAUAGCCAGUGGUGGCCCUGGUCUUUCCUGGAGGAUCUACAACGGGACCAAGAAGUCCACCAAGCAGGAGGUGGCAGUCUUCGUUUUUGACAAGAAGAUUAUCGACAAGUACCAGAAGUUUGACAAGGACCAGAUUAUUGAUUCCCUCAAGAAAGGCGUUCAGCAGCUCACUCGCCUGCGACACCCGCGCCUGCUCACUGUGCAGCACCCCUUGGAGGAGUCACGGGACUGCCUGGCAUUCUGUACAGAGCCCGUGUUUGCCAGCCUUGCCAAUGUUCUGGGCCAGUGGGACAACCUGCCCAGCCCGGUGCCCACAGACAUCAAGGAGUACAAGCUGUAUGAUGUGGAGACCAAGUAUGGGCUCCUGCAGGUGUCCGAGGGGCUCUCCUUCCUGCACAGUGGGGUCAAGAUGGUGCACGGGAACCUAACCCCGGAGAAUAUCAUCCUUAACAAGAGCGGGGCCUGGAAGAUCAUGGGCUUCGAUUUCAGCAUCUCCUCUGGAAACCCGUCCGAGCAGGAGCCCAAGUACACGUGUAAGGAGUGGGACCCCAACCUCCCACCGCUGUGCCUGCCCAACCCGGAAUACCUGGCCCCCGAGUACAUCCUGUCUGUGAGCUGUGACUCUGCCUCAGACAUGUACUCUCUGGGUGUGGUCAUGCAUGCUGUCUUUAAUGAGGGAAAGCCCAUAUUCCAGGUCAACAAACAGGACAUCUUCAAGAGCUUCAGCAGGCAGCUGGACCAGCUAAGUCGCCUCAGCCCGGCAGCCCUGACCCAAAUCCCAGAAGAUGUGCGAGACCAUGUGAAGAUGCUCCUGAGUGUCACGCCCACUGUUCGGCCUGAUGCUGACCAAAUGACCAAGAUUCCAUUCUUCGAUGACAUGGGAGCAGUCACUCUGCAGUACUUUGACUCCCUGUUCCAAAGGGACAACCUGCAGAAGUCUCAGUUCUACAAAGGCCUUCCCAAGGUCUUGCCCAAGUUGCCUAAGCGUGUGGUUGUGUUCCGCAUCCUGCCUGCGCUGACCUCCGAGUUUGUGAACCCGGACAUGGUUCCGUUUGUGUUACCCAACGUGCUGCUGAUCGCUGAGGAGUGCACCAAAGACGAGUACCAGCGCCUCAUCCUACCCGAACUCAUACCCGUUUUCAAGCAGCAGGAGCCCGUCCAGGCCAGCAACAUGCUAAGCGACUCCUGUCUCCCCCGUCAGAUAUUGCUCAUCUUCCUACAAAAGAUGGACCUGCUACUAACAAAGACUCCAGCCGAAGACAUCAAGAACAGCGUGCUGCCUAUGGUCUACAGGGCCCUGGAGGCACCAUCCAUCCAGAUACAGGAACUGUGCCUAAACAUCAUUCCAACCUUUGCAAACCUUAUUGAUUACCCAUCAAUGAAGAAUUCACUGAUACCACGUGUCAAAACAGCCUGCCUACAAACCUCUUCCCUGGCGGUGCGAGUGAAUUCCCUGGUGUGUUUGGGGAAGAUCCUGGAGUAUCUUGACAAAUGGUUCGUCAUCGAUGAAAUCCUUCCUUUCCUGCAGCAGAUUCCAUCAAGGGAGCCGGCUGUACUCAUGGGAAUCCUGGGGAUCUACAAGUGCACCUUCACCCACAAGAAGCUGGGAAUUCCUAAAGAGCACCUGGCUGGGAAAAGUUUACCCCACCUGGUCUCCCUGAGCAUUGACAACAAUCUCAACCUCAACCAGUUUAACUCUUUCAUGGCUGUGAUCCGAGACAUGCUGAGUCGCAUGGAGGCAGAACACAAGACCAAACUAGAGCAGCUGCAUAUCAUGCAGGAGCAGCAGAGGAGUCUGAAUAUUUCCAACCAGCUGAACCAGUCGGAGGAGACCAAAAGCACCUCAAGCCCCGGCAAUGAGAUUGACAACAUUUUUGGAGGAAACAAUGAACUGAAUGGAAAGGAGAAUGGAUCUUCCAGUAUGGCCUCUCAACCAUCCAGAGUUUCUUUGACAAUGGAGGAAAAGCAGCGUUUAGCUCGAGAGCAGGAGCAGGCAGCCAAACUGAGAAGUCAGCAGCCCUUGGCACCUCAGACCGUGAAGCUGACCCCCAACACCACCACACAGACAAAGGACCUGACCAGCAGUCUAAUGACCAACAUGACAUCCCUGAGCAACCUGUCCCUGAGCUCAGGUCCCCGGCCAGGGCUUGGGCAGGGCGGGGCAGUGUCUGCUGGGUUUGCCUCAGGGCCCCUCAUGGGCAGUAUGGGAUCCAUGGGCACCGUGAGCAAUGGGUUCAACUCGGGAAUGAACCUGGCAUCAGCAGGCAUACGCCCAUCUGGGCCAGGGGUGUAUGGAGGAAUGGCUACCACUACCAGCACACCCAACUUCACCUCCCUCACUCAGAACCAGGGCCUGAGUCAACCGAACAAGGCCUCUGACAUGUCCACCUUAGACUCCCUGUUUGGUCCCCAAAAGCCCAAAGUCAGCCUGAAUCAAAUGGUAUCCAAGUCUGCCCCAGUGACUGGUCCUGUUGCACCCAGCCCCUGGGUCAACCAGUUUGGGGCACAACCAGCCCCCCAGGUCAACCCCAUGGCCAUGGCAGGGGCUUCAGGGGGCUUUGGCAUGCAGGCCAACCCCUUCUUCAGUCCACAGAACUUCUCCCAGUCCAUUACCACGCCCAUGGCCACACCAGCUGCGAACACAGGUGUACUCAGACAGAGUGCCUCUGUCAACAAUGACCUGAAGGACCUCUUUGGAUAGAAGCCCAGUAAAAUGACCUAGUCAUGGUCAAAGAGGGCAGGAGACCAAAAACAAAUCCUUAGGUGAAUGGGUCUGUGAUCUCAUUGACUGCUUUUUAAAACAGUUUGCUUUCAGUUUUUGUUUCCAGUCGGGCUAGGGGAUUUUGGUGUGUAUGUAUACACUCUGCAGCAAAAGUAUUGUGGUGUCUGGACUUUCUAACUAAGAGGUGGAGUUUGUCACACCAUCAAGCUUUCAAUGGGAUUGAGUGUGUACACCCAGACAAUCCACAAUUGGAAGAAACAAUGGAAUGGUAGGGUGGUGUGUGUGUGUGUGUGUGUGUGUGUGUGUGUGUGUGUUUCUGAGGGAAUGAGAAGAGUGAUGGACUGUUUGCUGUCAAGUAAUAUGCAUUGCCCUUGGCAGACGAAGUAGACUGUAUUUAUUGUAUUUUGAAAAGUUGAACGACAGUUUGUGAUGGAGAAUGUAUUUUCCUACGUUGAUCUUAUCUUUGUAGACCUCAUCUUUGUGCACUCUUCUGUAUUGCCGCACACUUCGCUGUCUGGAUGGUAGCUUCGUCUGUGUGUCGUAAUAUAAGCCUUAACCGUAGCUAUGUUUGUUUUUAACCUCUAUGCGUCAGUCAUUUGUGCACUAAUCUGUCACUUAUGUCUUUCCUCCGUCACGCGUCUUAACUGGACAGGAAUUUUUGUUUUAAAAAAUUAUAAUAAAACUACAAAUUCAGAUGUGUGUGUGAUUUUAAAAGAUUAAACUGUCCAGUCAACAUACUGUAACUACAAAAGGGUAUAGAGGUAAUCAUUUAGUUGAUCAUAAAAUAAUUUGUGUAUAAUAAUCACAUCCAAAAAAAGUAAGAUGCAUAUGGGCCUCCAGAGCGAAGCCUUUAUAGUAUGGGACCCUUGUUUUGUAAAACUUGCCAUUUAUACUGAGUGAAAGGCCUUAAGAGAUGAUUGCAAUAAUUCACUGGGAUCAGAGAAGCCUGCUGUGCUCUUGUUUGCUGCUCUUUGUUUUCUGCUCUAUUUUUUUUUCUCGGUUAUUUGGUUUGUGGUGGUUAUUUGCUGGAUCGUGAGAUUAAUCUCCCACACAAGAUCUGUGUUUUUUCAACGAGACUUAUCCAAAUGGUGCUGUCCCAGGUGAUUCUCACCAGUAGGGGGCAGUUUGUCCCCUCGACUGCAGUGUCUGUUCCUUCUGGUGCCGAGUAUGGGGCCAGGCGGUACCCCUUUGAGACCUAUCUGGGUGGAGAUCCUCCUGUUCUCUUCUCUUCGGCACUUCGGGGGUGGCCGUAUUAACCGGAUUUCUAAGGUGGGAAAAACAGAGGAGGCAAGGGAACCUUUGAGCCCUCCGAGCCCAUGGGGCCUGCGGUUCUUUUCCUGUCAUGUGACACAGCUGCAUUUCCUGUCACGUGGCACGGCUGAUGUGCAUUUGAACAUAGAAAACGAAAACCCUAUUCUUGUACCAGAGUUCUGAGCCUUUGUACAUUAGAUGAUAAUGUACAGCGUGGCAUCCUUGUGAUUUGUAUCGUGUUGUCAGAAAGAUUGCUCACUCGUAAAAUAUGUAAAUAUAUA